Neocloeon triangulifer is the source of this 4022-nucleotide messenger RNA. Its product is annotated as WD repeat-containing protein 17-like. Gene Ontology annotation, molecular function: protein binding. The transcript is spliced from 18 exons. The coding region runs from base 213 to 3887 and encodes 1224 amino acids. The record is from RefSeq and is a predicted model, not a curated record. Lineage: Eukaryota; Metazoa; Arthropoda; Insecta; Ephemeroptera; Baetidae.
UAUCUAGGCCUCGUUCCAACGUUAUCAGCACGGUCAAAAAGUUCGAUCUGCGCCCUCGUCGGCGUCAUUUGAGUCGCGACUUUCGAGCGGGCCAGCACGCCACCAGCUGCUGGCAUUUCGUUUGCUUCAUUUCUCACUGCAAAUAUUUUUGUAAGGACAGAGAGUUCAUUUGAAAAAAAAAUAACUAGUAGAGAGAAAGCGGUGUUGCGAAAAUGCGGGCCAUCUCGUGUCUGGGGGCAGGAACGCAGCCGUGGAUUUCGAGUGUGUGCACCGUCCACAAGGAUAGAUUUGCUUACGUAUCCACACUCGCCAUCUACAUAUACCAGCGUGAGAGUGGCUGUCGCGAAUGGAGUUUGAAGAGCAUUUUAACGGAGCCACGCAUCUCCAUUUCUGCACUUUCGUGGCAUCCGACGCAACAGAAACUCCUGGCCAGCACCACCUCUGAUGACAGGGUGUGCAUUUGGAACGUUGAGCAGCAGAGAAUCGUCUUCAACGUCAAGACCACCUCGACACCCAUUUUAAUCGACUGGAUUCCUUCAGAAAGGGAGCAGGUGAGUGUGGUGCUGGACGGCGGCAGGUCUAUCGUCACGUGGACGCCGCAGCAGCAACCUGCGUGCAACAACGGCCGCCCGCAGCAUCUCCUGCAAUACAGGACGCAUUCCGCCUUCUCAUCACCGAUUGCCUGCCUGCAGUGGCACCCAAAGCAGCCAGGUCACCUCGCCGUCGGCCACCAGGAUGGCACACUAUCCUUCUACGCCGCUGCUGCCAAAGUCCAACUUAACGUGCGUCUAACCAAAGAAGACGACGGCGAAGUGUGUUCGCUGCAAUGGGACCCUUUGGCCGAGGACUACCUGCUCGUCGUUCACCGUCAGGGUCUCUUGCGACUGGUCUCCUCUCAGGGAGUGACCAUCCUGGCCAACUUCCGGCACCCUGCCACCUGUAGAGCGCACUGCGUCGCCUGGUUGCCCGACUGUCCAGGAAUGUUUGUUUCCGGAGAUGACGACAGUGGCGUGGUGAGGGUGUGGACGGUGGGGAAAGAAACGCCUUUGGAGAACAGACCGCUGCAGGUGUCAGGUGUGAGAUCGGUGAUGUUGGUGGCAACCUCGGCCGAAACGCAACAGGACGAGGAAGCAAAGGCCAAUAAUUGCGGAGAGGCCAUUGGAGCGGCGCCGAUUUUGGGGUCGCUGGUUUGUCUCUUUGCUAACGGAGGUGCCGGAGUCCACGACUUGAGGAGAAAUAAGUGGGACUACUUUAAAGAAGCGGGCCACGUGGAGACUGUGUUUGCUUGCGCCUUUAGCCCUGACGAAUCUUGCACCCUGGCCACCGGGUCAUUUGACGGCAGCGUUAAACUGUGGACUUGCGCCGACGGCGAGACGCGUCCUCUGAACAGCACGCCAGGCCGCGAGUCCAUCAUUUACAGCGUUUCGUGGGCUCCCUCGUCACCCCUGUUGGCCGCCGCCACCGCCAGGGACGGCGUUUUGAUCGUAGACACGCAGGGGGCGCGCGUGGCCCAGCGGCUGACGCACCACGGCCGUGGCGUCAGCGUCUUUUGCGUCGCGUGGUGCGCCGACGACCCGCGACGCAUCGCUUCGGCCGGCGGCGACAACUGCUGCGUCGUUGUCCAGCACAAGGGCGAACUCGAGGUGCAAAGGUGUCAACACCCAGGGUCGGUUUAUGGCUGUGACUGGAGUGGCGCCGAUAGACUGGCCACAGCGUGCGACGACGCCGUCGUCAGGGUUUUCAGGGUCGCGUGCAAGGAGGACGCGAAACCGGUGGAACUCAAAGGUCACAGUUCCAAAGUUUUCAACGUCAAGUGGUGUCCAGCGCUGGACAAUCUCUUGUGUAGCGGCUCAGACGACGCGACUAUUCGAAUAUGGGACGUGGACAAGCAAGCCUGCAUUCGAACCAUGUAUGGUCACAAAGGUCACGUGCGGGGUCUCGCUUGGAACCACGCUUUCCCGCACUUGAUCAUUUCUGGCUCAUGGGACUUCAGCAUCAGGGUUUGGGACGCUCGGACGGCCGAGUGCAUUGCUGUUGAAAAUGAACACGGCGCCGAUGUUUAUGGUAUAAGUGUAUGUCCCAAUCGUCCUUUGCUAGUUGCGUCCACCUCUCGAGAUUCAACUGUCCGCCUGUGGAAUUUAGCGCCGCUCAUUCCUGUGAUCACAAUGACGCCUCUAGUGCCUAAAAAUACUUUGGACGUACUUUUUACUUACGAAUUCAGUCUGAAUGAAGAGUGGGUAGUUCGAAUUCAUGGUGAAGUAGCAAAAACAAUGGUAGAAAUUUUGACCAACAAUCAAAUUGACCAAAUGCGAAAAUUUCUCUCCGUAUCUGAUUUACUCCAUGGCAACCCAGAAGUGACCAAUUUGUGGGACUUGGUGAUGGUGCUGCGUGGAACCAAGGAAAUGUCGCAGCUGUCCAAGCAGUAUCCACGUGGCAUUGUGCAUUCAACGCACGUGGCCACCUGCAGGCUGGCUGAUGCAACACAAGAGGAGCUAAAAGCGGCUGGAGGUCACGGACAGAGAGCGGAGGCUGACCUGAGGAGGGCAGCCAACAGUUUUCUGAGGGCAGGUGCCCUCCGAAGGUACUGUGAAGUGAUGGUACGGCUCGGUGAGUGGGACAAGGCGCUCAGCGUCGCGCCCGGCGUCUCUUUUGAAUACUGGAAGCAGAUUAAUCAAAAGAGAAUAAAUGAGCUUUAUGUGAAUGAAUCUGAACUUGUGUUGCCCAACGCCCUGGCUCAGGGUGACCUGCAGGGUCUGGUUACCUUUUACUCCAACCGAGGCCAGCUGGAAGAGUCAUUCGCCCUGUCGUGUCUCUCGAGACCGAAAACGGAGCAGGCGGCGCCCGUGGUGCCCUCAGAAGAGUCGUUUUCGCCUCUAAUGAGCUGCACCGCGAGAGCCGUUGCUGAGAAUCUGCUUCGCAAAGGAGCGCCGAUUAAGGCCGCGUGCACCAUGCUUGCGGUCGACGAUGACCAUAGUGCCUUGCAAAUGCUGAUGAGAGGAAAUGAGCUUGAGCUUUUAGUCACAGUUGGCAGAGCGCUGAACAAAACGCAUGAUUGUCACGUUGAUCGCGCCCUCGCCCUUUUGGCCAUCAGGGCCCGCCGGCUCAAAGAAUGGAAACUCGCCAUCGACUUGCUCACUGAGAUCAAAGACUUUGAGAUGAAGCGGCAGGGAAUUCUGCGCUUGCUGGUCAACUUUCCAGGUUCGCGGAGCGUCCGUGAGGAGCUGCUGAAAGAGGCUGGUCUUCCAGACGCGGAAAAGUGCGCCAAAAGGGCCAAUGAAAUCAAAAUGUUUGACGACGUUGAGAAUGUGGUCGAAGCCGUCCAGCUCCUCAUGGCUGUCGGCGACUUCGAGGAGGCCGUCGACCUCGGAUGCAGAAUUAUCCCAGAAAUUCUACAACCGCAUCGAAAAUGGAACCCCGAAAAAGCACUUCGGAUCACAGAAUUGAUUCAAGAAACUGGCAUCGUCAACGACAGGAUCCGUCUCCUGUCUGCCUACGUUGGAGCUCUGAUCGCCAUUCGUCGCGGCUACCACCAGAUAAGUCAAUCCCUCAUCGAAAACGCCAUAAUCGAGCUGCGGAGAAGUGGCGAGGGAAGUUGCGGGUUGCACGAGGCGCAAUUCCACGCGCUCUCCGGCCUCGACUCGGCCAUGAUCAACAGACUGAAGGAGGAGCCGAGUUGUGACCCUGACAGGGGUAAUGUCCACGUCACGGGUAGUAAUUUGCCGUCACAUUCGGGCAUUAGACGGUGUAUCCUGACUGGGAUGCCAAUUAGGGGUCCUGCGAUGAAAUUGGACGACAGCGAAUUGUCAAUGGUGUGCUUGAGUGACGCGAUUAUGUGGGCCAAAUGUGGGGCUAUGUCACCCCUCGGCACCGCAAUCAACCCUUUUUAGUCCUUAAUUCCCUGCAAUAAAUGUGCUGUUUCGACAAUAAUGAUAAUAAAAAAGAACAAGUGAAUAAUCCGUCCACACUGAGAAUAUAAAUAGACUUUUGAUUAAAUUUCCGCUGCCAGCCUAAUUAGUUGAUCA